Molecule: messenger RNA, 1374 nt
Organism: Suillus subaureus
Lineage: Eukaryota; Fungi; Basidiomycota; Agaricomycetes; Boletales; Suillaceae
Exons: 1
Coding region: 1-1374 (457 amino acids)
Source: RefSeq, a predicted model, not a curated record
AUGCCCACCCUCACCGUGCCAAUCAACCAGUCGAAUAUCAAUCUCGAUACAUCGGGCGUCGCUGGAUUCUUCGGUGGGGAUGAAGCAAUCUCAGCGAUGGCUACUGUCCAUCUCUACCGUGGGAGGCGGUGGCUAGGCUGGUAUAAUUCACCAGGAAGUUACAUUGUCGCCAAGAAGUUCGGGCAGCUCGCUAAUUCGCGAUUUUGGGAUGGCCUUUUCCCUGGUCCAAAUCUAACACCAGCUGAGGUGUUUGGGUUGGAUGGAAAACCCGGCCCUCGUUAUUGGGGGGUUUUGUCGGGCACGGAUAUGCCUGCCGGUCACCUGGCAUACCUUGUGGUGCAGAAGACGAAAGAAGUUGAAGAAGUGGUAAUAUUGGGAGGAAGGGAGACUAUACCUCUAACAGUCACUAUCAUCGAUGUCGGAGAUGUGAUGCUCAAGCACUCAGACCAGGCGCCAGUGAUGAGUAUCCAUCAUGCUCUCUUGGCUGCUAUCCCCAUUACCAUCAAUCUCGCAACGUGCGUGCUUUGCGCGGCUUCGGGAGAUUGGCUAGCCUUUGCUCUCAUCCUGCUGGGAGUCAUUUCAGGGGGAACAUCUUGCUUUGUCAUCGGCUCUGCUCGACUCGAUUUUCUUGCCGGCGUGAAGGAACCCUCUCCAGGCACACCGCCUGCGGACGGAUUACUUCUUAUGCGAAACGACGUGGUCAUUAUCAGAGGUGCAGAGAAAGACGUCAAUCCAAUAACGAAAGGCAAAUUUGUCCUGAGGAUGAAUGACGGCCCAGAGUACAGACGAAUUGGACUCUGCUCGCUUCUCCUCCUCGCGCAGUUCCUUCUCCAGCUCCUUUUCAUCCCUCAGGCAUCGACAUUUGGGCAGAUCAUGUUCAUCUCAUCGGUUGCAGCCUCAUGGACAUAUAAUUCAUUUCUGUCGUCGUUGGAGCCAGAGAAAAUACAACUCGAUAUCCUAUGGAAAGCGCUCGACAAUCCACGACUAUUGAAAUUUGGGCUCAAAAACAGAGCUGCUCAGGCAGUUUUUGCAUGCCUGGUCCUCGGUGAUGGCCCCCAAAGGCCAUCUGUUGACUUCAAACCAAAGAAAAUCCUGCAACGUUUCAUCUCGAACGACACAAGAGUAUGGAAUGUAUGGAGAGACAAAGUGGCGGAGCAGCUGGAAAAUAACAAAGAAGAAAAGUCGUUCAACCUUAGCUCUAGGGAUCUGCAAGGGUUCACAGAUCAUGAAAGGGCCCUCCUGGAGUCAUUGCUUCGAAACGCAGACGAUGCGUAUAGAGGUUACCAGGAACAAGUACAUAAGAUUAGCGACAAUAGCUAUAUCUCUGAGAAACAAGUACCUCGAUCGGACUUCUUCGUUCAAAGUCGUGUUUGA